AUGGCUUCCCGAACACUCUUCACCCGCGCCAGCACCCUCCUCAGGGUUAGCUACAGCCAAACCUCCUCCACCACGGGCUCCAUCUCCAUGAUUUCCCGCUCCACCCCCAUUAUGAUCUCCCGCGCCUACCACCCCACCCCCUCCUUGUCCACAGACAAAGACUUCGCCGAAGACCGCACGACGCUCAAGCCUCGGCGCUCCGAAGGCUCCAGCUACGCCUCAGACGACGACAUCGCGCACCUGGACAAGACGGCCUUCGACCCCAAGAACACGUCGCCCAACGGGGAGACGGAGUCAGCGGGCAAAGAGUCCAACGGCAACCCUUUGGAGACUUCGGGUGCCAACCGCGAGUUCUCGAGGCCGCAGGGCGAUAACCCUACCGAGGGCGACAUGUCCAAGGGAACCAAGACGCCGGGGAUGGGCAAAGAUCGCAAGAAGAGUGGAGGGCCGGCGGCGGGGAGCAAGAAGGGCGGGAAGACGCAUUAUCAGGAGAUUAAGGAUAAGGGGGUUAGUGCUAAGGAUGCUUAG
This is a messenger RNA of Sordaria macrospora k-hell, 528 nucleotides long. RefSeq lists its product as uncharacterized. Lineage: Eukaryota; Fungi; Ascomycota; Sordariomycetes; Sordariales; Sordariaceae. The record is from RefSeq and is a predicted model, not a curated record.